Molecule: messenger RNA, 1053 nt
Organism: Exophiala spinifera
Lineage: Eukaryota; Fungi; Ascomycota; Eurotiomycetes; Chaetothyriales; Herpotrichiellaceae
Exons: 3
Coding region: 1-1053 (350 amino acids)
Source: RefSeq, a predicted model, not a curated record
AUGCAGAUGCAAGAAGUUCUAGUCAUCGGGGGGACUGGCGCCCAGGGUCUCGUUGUCGUCAACGCUCUCUCCUCAAGCAAACGAUAUGCAGUACGAGUCCUUACUCGCGACAGAAACUCGGCUCGUGCGCGAACAAUUGCGAACCUCGCCAAUGUAACCCUGGUCGAAGGCUCACAGGAUAACCAGCAAGAUCUGCACCGAGCAUUUCACGGAGUUUACGCUGCGUGGGUCAAUACCGAUGGCUUCACCUUAGGGGAGAAGAAUGAGCUCUUCUAUGGCUGCCGAGCGUAUGAAAUCGCCAGGAGCGAAGGGGUCCAACAUUACGUCUAUGCCAGUACGGACUUUGCACUCAAGGAUACCAAUUGGGACGAAAAUUACCAUUGGGGACACAAUGAUGCCAAAGGCAGAGUGGCCGAGUAUAUCUUGGCUCAAGGACAACAAGGGAUGAAAAGCUCGAUUCUCACCACUGGGCCCUAUAUGAACAUGCUCUGGGACGGUAUGUUUGUACCUAAGGAAAAGGAGGACGGGUCCUUUGUCUGGGCUAACCCUGCAAGAUCGGGCAAAAUACCACUUAUUGCUCUGGAGGAUGUCGGCGUCUAUUCCCUGUGGCUGUUUGACAAUCUUCACGAGUCCAGUGGCUUGGAACUCAAAGUCGCAACCGACGAAGUCAGCUUCCAGGAAAUAGCUGCCACCUUCACCCAGGUGACUGGAAAGAAAGGGGUGCAUCAGUACGUUCCUCUUGACGAAUACAUGCCCGCCGCAGAGCCUUACCCAAACGCUCCGGCGAACUAUGCAGCCGGCCCAAAUGCCGUCCGGGACGAGUCGAGCAUGACGUGGCGUCGGAAUUUCUCGGCUUGGUGGCGAUACUGGGGAGAGGGCCGAUGCCCACCCAGAGACAUGGCUCUGCUGGACAGAAUUCACCCCGGCCGUAUAAAGUCUCUGGCGGAGUGGAUGAGGUUGGUUGGUUACGAUGGGAUACGGAAGAAUGUGCUCAAAGGAAAUGAAGAUUUGAGGAGACAGGCUAAAUCGGUGCAGCAAACCAAGUUGGCCUGA